Molecule: messenger RNA, 2635 nt
Organism: Tribolium castaneum (red flour beetle)
Lineage: Eukaryota; Metazoa; Arthropoda; Insecta; Coleoptera; Tenebrionidae
Product: adhesion G-protein coupled receptor G6
Exons: 3
Coding region: 228-2324 (698 amino acids)
Biological process (GO): adenylate cyclase-activating G protein-coupled receptor signaling pathway; cell surface receptor signaling pathway
Cellular component (GO): plasma membrane
Molecular function (GO): G protein-coupled receptor activity
Source: RefSeq, a predicted model, not a curated record
CCACAAAUUUAUAAAAAAUAUAAUUAUUUGUUUUUUAAUACAUUGGUUUAGCUCUGUACAAUUAAAACGAGUGCAUGCAGCAAUCAGUAGUUUUAUCAUUUAUCAAGAUACUUUUUAUUACACACACUGCACACAAGUUUAGCAUUUUUUUUAAACAAAUAAGAGGUAUUUACUUAAUACACUGCACAAAAGUUUAUAUUUUUCCUACUACACGAUAAGUAGCAUAAAUGAUAAAUCAUUUAGUGCUGCUUAGAGAGCGGAUUUAUGAAGACGUAUCGUGUAUGCACUCUAUUAUGGUUGCUAUAAUUGUGAGACUUUUAGCAAUUACUUUACUACAGAAUUUUUGUGGUGCACAGAAGCUCUUUGACACUGAUGGAGAUGAUGAAGAUUAUGACGACAUUAGUAGAAGUGGCGAAACGAAAAUUCCAGAUAUUCAAUUGGAAGUACCAAACCGUACUUUAAACCCUUUACAACCGACGUGUCUUUUUGAACAAAACUCCUUAGGAAUUUGGUUACCAACCUCAGCUGGGGCUUGGGCAACGCCCUAUUUAUACAAGACUUGCCUUCGCUCAGACUACACUCCAGUCAGAAGGUACUGUUCAAAAAACGCAACUUGGGAGGAACCAGAUACCGCGACCUGUGCUCCAGUGAAGCUUGACAACAUAACUAAAAACUUAGAUGAUUUAGUUUAUACAGAUUCACCAAAAGCGGUCAACACUCUUGUCAAUUUGACUGCAACGAAUCAAAAGUCCUUCAAAUCUUUUGAUAUAUAUCUCAUUUCAUUAAUUCUGGACAGGGCUAGUAAAAAUGAUGAGGUCGCACAAAAUCCCAGCAAUUUUGCAAGAGCAGUUAGCAAUAUCAUGAGCUUUGAAAGGGAACCAUUAACUGGUUCGCAACAACUUUUGAACACUACCGAUGCCAUCUUGGAUAGUUUAGACGAACUCAUCUUGAAAACUAAAAAUAUCAACGUCACGGAACCUAAAUUGUUUAUUCGCACUAUAAACGUAACUGACAAUGUUCUUGGAGCCAUGAUCACGAGCACCAAAACGACUAGUUUCAAUUAUUUCGAAAUUACAGAACUGACAAGCGCUGAACCACUUGAAAACAAGAAUUUUGAAAUAGCUUUUUUGGUACCACCAACUUUUGCCCGCAGUCACUACUACAUCACAUUGUUUUACAACGACUAUCUCUUCAACCAAAAUGAAUCCGCCACUGUCGGAAGCUGGAUUCUCAAUAUUUUAAUCCCAGAAUCCACGAAUGAUGCUAAUUCAACGAUCCAAAUUUAUUUUAAAGAAUUUGAUAAGUACACACAACAAUUGUGCCAAUACUGGAAAUACGGUAACGACGAAAAUAACAUAGCCAUUUCGGGAAGAUGGCAUUUUGAUAGCGUAGGUAAAAAAUUCAAAGAAGGAUUCUACAUUUGCGAAGUGAAUCAUACCACUCACUUCGGAAUGUUGGUGUCUGAUACAGUCCCUGACAAUUUUAUUUUAGACCUGGUUACGAUCUUCAACUCGAUUUUGUCAGUAAUAGGGGUUAGCGUAAUUGUACUAACGGCCGUAUUCUUCAAAAAGUGGAGAAACGAAACUAGCAAAAAAAUCGUAAUUAACGUUUCCAUGUGUUUAUUGUUCUUGAUGGUGCUGCUAUUUAUUUCUGAUCACGCUAAUAACGGCCCGAUUUGUAUCUUAGUUGGAAUUUUGUUGCACUACAUGGUUAUUGCUCAGUUUUGUUGGAGCUUGGCGGUGUCUUAUUGCAGUUAUCGCAAGUAUUACAGGAUAUUCAAUAACAUAACACGUAUUCUAGAAUUCUGUAUUUUUUCCUGGGGAGUUCCCUUAAUUGUCGUAAGCAUUACCUCAGCAAUCAAUGUUGAAACUUACAAUAAACUAUUACCGGAUCAAAUCUGUUAUCCUAAAGGAAUUUAUCUCAAGUUAGGAGUGUGCUUACCGAUGGGGAUCAUAUUAACUGUAAACUUAAUUGUUUAUGUAGCUAUAAUAAAAAAUUUGACUGCAACAUCAUACAGCAUCCAGAAACAUGUCACUAAAAAAUCCUUCGCCAAACAGAAAUUCUUGAUUCUGUUGUUUUUCAUGAUGGGGAUGACUUGGAUUUUUGGCUUCCUUGUAGUAUUCACAGACAAUGUGGUUUUGCUUUAUAUCUUUUGUACCACAGCCCCUCUACACGGUUUUGUCAUUUUUAUUUUCUACAUUGUGGAUUCAACCGAAGUUUCUACAAAAUGGAAACACCUGUUUUAUACACUUAUUCCAAGAAGAGAGACACAACAGCUGACUUCUAGGAGUCAAAGUACUGAUCUUACAGAAUCUAAAAUCUGAAAAACAUAUGUCCCGUCUUCACUUUAUUCCACGGACCGUUUAGUUAUUUCAUUAUUUUAUUUCUAGGAAAUUUCCGAAAAGUACCAAUUUUUAUCUACUUAGGCAACCAGUAAAACCAUGUUUUUCAUAUACUAACAUUGUUUGCGGCAAACUUUUAAUACCUACUGCGAUCCUAUUCAUUUAUAGACAGACUGAAUAAUUUAAAAAAAAGCGGUGAACAGUCUUAACAUAUUCCUACUUUAGUGCUUAACAUAAGUAAUAAUAAUAAAUGUACAUCUUAAAUAAAUAAAUAAAAAAUAAGUUACGUUAUA